Molecule: messenger RNA, 1917 nt
Organism: Dryobates pubescens (Downy woodpecker)
Lineage: Eukaryota; Metazoa; Chordata; Aves; Piciformes; Picidae
Gene: RTCA
Product: RNA 3'-terminal phosphate cyclase
Exons: 11
Coding region: 258-1355 (365 amino acids)
Biological process (GO): RNA processing
Cellular component (GO): nucleus
Molecular function (GO): RNA-3'-phosphate cyclase activity
Source: RefSeq, a predicted model, not a curated record
CCGCGGAGCCGCCCCUGCCAACCCACGGCGGGUGGGCGCCGAGGUGGCUCCGCCCUGCGCCUGCUCCAACACCGCCGCCCGGCCCGGGCACCGACAGGUUGGGGCGCACUGGAGCGCAUUUUGUGCGCGCUUCCGUCACCAAGUGUUCGCGACCACGGAGGCUGCUUCGCCGAGGGCUCGCCGUCUGCAGGGCCCCGCUGGGAUUCCAUCGGCGCGGCAGGGGCCUCUGCGAGAGACAGCUGCGCUCGCUGCCAGUCAUGGACGGGAAGAAGGUGGAGAUAGACGGCGGGAUCAUGGAGGGGGGUGGGCAGAUUUUGCGAGUGUCCACGGCACUGAGCUGCUUGCUGGGCCUGCCGCUACGGGUGCACCGGAUCCGCGCCGGAAGAAGCCAGCCCGGCCUCAGGCCUCAACAUCUAUCUGGAUUGGAGAUGAUUCGAGAUCUAUGUGAGGGUAAGCUGGAAGGUGGAGAAAUUGGCUCAACAGAAAUAAUCUUCACUCCUGGGAAGAUCAAAGGUGGAACCCACAUAGCAGAUACGAAAACAGCAGGGAGUGUGUGUCUACUGAUGCAGGUAGCAAUGCCCUGUGUGCUGUUUGCCGCUUCCCCAUCAGAACUUCAUUUAAAAGGUGGGACUAAUGCUGAGAUGGCUCCUCAGAUAGACUACACAGUCAUGGUUUUCAAGCCAAUUGUUGAAAAGUUUAAUUUCACAUUUAAUUGUGACAUAAAAAAGAGGGGCUACUACCCUCAGGGAGGUGGUGAAGUUGUAGUCCAGAUGUCACCAGUCAAAGAGUUGAGCCCAAUAAACUUAACAGAACGUGGCACAGUGACAAAAAUAUAUGGAAGAGCAUUUGUUGCUGGAGCAUUGCCGAUAAAGCUGGCAAAAGACAUGUCAGCAGCAGCAGUGAGAUGCAUCAGAAAAGAAAUCAGAGAUCUUUACAUUAACAUUCAGGCUGUUCGAGAACCUGAUGAUCAAGCUGUUGGGACGGGAAGUGGAAUAAUCAUUGUUGCAGAGACUUCUACAGGUUGUUUGCUAGCUGGAUCAUCACUUGGCAAGAGAGGAAAGAAUCCUGACAAAGUUGGCAUUGAAGCAGCUGAGAUACUGCUUAAAAAUCUUAAACAUGGUGGAACUGUGGAUGAUUCUCUGCAAGACCAACUGAUUAUAUUUAUGGCACUAGCAAAGGGAGUAUCCAGAGUGAAAAGUGGACCAAUUACACUUCAUACUCAAACAGCUAUACACUUUGCAGAGCAGCUAACAAAGGCCAAAUUUACUGUGACAAAGUCUGAAGAGGAAGAUCCCAGUAAAGAUACCUACAUUAUUGAGUGCCAAGGAAUGGGGAUGAUAAACUCCAACUUAUAGGGUAAAAAGAAAAAGAGAAGCAGCAAGAUCACAAAAGCAAAACUCAACAUACCUCAGUGAUGCAUUGCACUACAUUUGGAUACAUGUGUGAACAGGAAGAGCCUUCUGUCACAUCUGAAUGAUUUAAUUCCAAGCAUGAGAAUGGUGUGCUGAGAAUGGAAAAUUAUUUGAAAAAUUGAAAUCUCCUUUUUUUUUUUUUUUUUAAAUUUAUUUUUUACCAUGAGCAGCAAAAUCAGUAAGACAGGACAGCAGAUAGAAUAUGUUGUAUGUAUUUGAGAGCUUCAGUUUAGCAGAAGUUCAGACUCACCAAAGUAGAAAAUAACCAUGUCAGUUUUGAAAGCACAUUUAUGCAUUCUUUCCCCUUUGGAAAAAAUGAAGUUCUGUUGUUAGGGAACUUUUGUGUUUCAAGGUACGUGGAAAGAAGUGCACCAUUAAAUCUCUGUCCUUGUUCUUUAACCACUGUGCUUCAGUUGUGCCUGAGGAAAUAAUAAAGCACUAUCACCACAUGAAAGCCUGGUUCUUACGUUUGCUGUUACCUCAGGGAGUAGUGUCGGUAGAACAU